Caenorhabditis remanei is the source of this 867-nucleotide messenger RNA. RefSeq lists its product as uncharacterized. Lineage: Eukaryota; Metazoa; Nematoda; Chromadorea; Rhabditida; Rhabditidae. The record is from RefSeq and is a predicted model, not a curated record. The transcript has 3 exons. Gene Ontology annotation, biological process: embryo development. The coding region runs from base 1 to 867 and encodes 288 amino acids.
AUGCAACUUACUUUUAAGCCACUAUCGGAAAAACACAUUAUUCCAAUGGAAGUGUUUGGAAUGGAUCGAGAUGUUCCUUGCUGCUUGAAUAAAAGUACCAAAUGGUGUCAGAAGACACUGUAUUUCUACGACAAGAAUCAGAAGGAAGUGAUUGCUCAGGGUAUUCAUUCCUACCUGUAUCAACUGUUCGGACCGUCAGUUAAUUAUCAAGUUGUAUCAGGCUUUUAUGAGUUGCCACCAAGACUUGAAAACAUAAAUCGCAGUGACGUUAUUUUAAAAUAUUUAAAAGAAGAAAAACACGAGUUGGAAGCCUACUUCAACGCUACUCAAAAUCAGGAAUACGUUCAUAUUAAAGGCGAUUUGAUUAGCAAAGUGAUCUCGAAUUCUGUGGUUUAUGGAACGAAACAACUGAAAAUCAAUUGUUGCGGCAAUUACGGAGAUGAAGUUUUGUUCCGUUUCAGAGGAGAAUCUCUUUUUCUCAAAGAGACAAUGUUCCGUAAUUCCACUAUCAUUACUUUUUUGAAUGAGUGGAAGUCUAAUCGUGGUUUUACAAGCAUAAAAUAUCUUUCAAUUGUUUGUUGUGAUCAAAAAUAUCUCGAUACGGCUGUAAUUGAGAAAAAUGUGAAGAUAAAGCAAUUGAGUCAAUCAGAAAAGAUGUUGGUGCUGACAUGGAAAGAAAGAACGAUGGUCUGCAUGAGUCGAGAUGACCUGAGUGUUGAUAGGAGUAUCAUGUCUCGUUCUUAUUUGAUAAGAGACUUUGAUGGAGAAGGAGCUUCUAUUGAAAUUCAUCCAACUCAUUUUGUUUUUGCAGUUUGGAAUGCAACGGAGAACCCCCAUGCAACCGAACAUCUCAAAACAUCAGGUUGA